Molecule: messenger RNA, 4792 nt
Organism: Ictidomys tridecemlineatus (thirteen-lined ground squirrel)
Lineage: Eukaryota; Metazoa; Chordata; Mammalia; Rodentia; Sciuridae
Source: RefSeq, a predicted model, not a curated record
CCUCCUUUUCAGCUGAGCAUCUCUGAGAACCUGGACCAAGCAGGGGCCCUGGCUGUUUUAUUUCUUUUCUUUUUUCUUCUUUUUUUUUUUUGUUUUUUUAACAUCCUCUUCUCCAUCAGUGGAUGAAAGGAUCAACUCUGGGCCAUGAGUCUGUCCCUACUCCUGGUUUUUGUCUCUGUCACUCCCGUUGCUGUGCAGCUAUUGGACACUAGGCAGUUUUUAAUCUACAAUGAGGAUCACAAGCGCUGUGUGGAAGCAAUCAAUCCCAGUGCGGUCCAAACUGCGGUUUGCAACCCGAAUGCUGAAUCCCAGAAAUUCCGAUGGGUAUCCGAAUCCCAGAUUAUGAGUGUUGCUUUUAAGUUAUGCUUGGGGGUGCCAUCCAAAACCGAUUGGGUUCCUGUCACUCUAUAUGCCUGUGACUCGAAAAGCCAAUUUCAGAAAUGGGAGUGCAAAAAUGACACACUUUUUGGGAUCAAGGAUGAAGAUUUAUUUUUCAACUAUGGCAAUAGACAAGAAAAGAAUAUUAUGCUUUACAAGGGAUCUGGUUUAUGGAGCAGAUGGAAGAUCUAUGGAACCACAGAUCAUCUAUGCUCUAGAGGUUAUGAAGAUUUGUACACGCUGCUGGGCAAUGCAAAUGGGGCCGCCUGCGCAUUUCCAUUCAAGUUUGAAAACAAGUGGUACGCAGAUUGCACAAGUGCCGGGAGGUCAGAUGGAUGGCUCUGGUGUGGAACCACCACAGACUACGACACUGAUAAGCUCUUUGGAUUCUGUCCAUUGAAAUUUGAGGGCAGUGCAAACUUAUGGACUGAAGAUCCAUUGACCAACGUUCUUUACCAGAUAAACUCCAAAUCUGCUUUGACUUGGCACCAGGCAAGGAAGAGCUGUCAACAACAGAAUGCUGAGCUCCUGAGUGUCACAGAGAUUCAUGAGCAAACAUACCUGACAGGAUUAACCAGUUCCUUGACUUCAGGACUCUGGAUUGGGCUUAACAGUCUGAGUUUCACCACUGGUUGGCAGUGGAGUGGUGGCAGUCCAUUCCGAUAUUUGAACUGGUUACCAGGAAGCCCAUCAACUGAACCUGGAAAAAGCUGUGUGUCACUAAAUCCUGGAAAAAACGCUAAAUGGGAAAACCUGGAAUGUGUUCAGAAACUAGGCUACAUAUGUAAAAAGGGCAACAAUACUUUGAAUACUUUCAUUAUUCCUUCAGAAAGUGAUGUGCCUACUAAGUGUCCUAGUCAAUGGUGGCCAUAUGCAGGCAACUGUUACAAGAUUCACAGAGAACAGAAGAAAAUCCAGAGGGAUGCUUUGACUGCAUGUCGGAAGGAAGGUGGUGACCUCGCAAGUAUCCACACCAUUGAGGAGUUUGAUUUCAUUUUCUCCCAGCUGGGAUAUGAGCCAAAUGAUGAGUUGUGGAUUGGCUUAAAUGACCUCAAGAUUCAAAUGUACUUUGAGUGGAGUGACGGGACUCCUGUAACAUUUACCAAAUGGCUUCGUGGAGAACCAAGCCAUGAGAACAACAGGCAGGAAGACUGCGUUGUGAUGAAAGGGAAGGAUGGGUACUGGGCAGAUAUGGCCUGUGAGAAGCCACUUGACUACAUCUGUAAGAUGAAAUCACAAACCCAAGCUCCAGAAACAGAGGAAGCAGAAACAGGCUGCCGGAAAGGCUGGAAAAGGCAUGGCUUUUACUGCUAUAUGAUUGGACACACACUUUCAACAUUUGCAGAAGCCAACCAAACAUGCCAAAAUGAGAAAGCUUAUUUGACAACGGUUGAAGACAGAUAUGAACAAGCAUUCCUGACUAGUUUGGUUGGAUUGAGGCCUGAAAAAUAUUUUUGGACAGGACUUUCGGAUAUACAAAACAAAGGGACCUUUCAGUGGACAGUGGAGGAGGAGGUGCGGUUCACCCACUGGAAUUCAGAUAUGCCAGGGCGAAAGGCAGGAUGUGUUGCCAUGAGAACUGGGCUUGCAGGGGGUUUAUGGGAUGUAUUGAAAUGUGAUGAAAAGGCAAAAUUUGUGUGCAAGCACUGGGCAGAAGGAGUAACUCGGCCACCAGAGCCCACGACAACCCCCGAGCCCAAAUGUCCAGAGGAGUGGGGUUCCACCAGUAAAACAAGCUUGUGUUUCAAGCUGUUUGCAAAAGGAAAACAUGAGAAGAAAACAUGGUUUGAAUCUCGAGAUUUUUGUAGAGCUCUGGGUGGAGAGCUAGCCAGCAUCAACAACAAAGAGGAGCAGCAAAUCAUAUGGCGAUUAAUCACGACUAGUGGAAACUACCAUGAACUGUUUUGGCUUGGAUUGACGUAUGUAAGUCCUUCAGAGGGGUUCACCUGGAGUGAUGGUUCUCCUGUUUCAUAUGAAAACUGGGCUUAUGGAGAACCUAAUAAUUAUCAAAAUGUUGAGUACUGUGGUGAGCUGAAGGGUGAGCCUGGUAUGUCCUGGAAUGAUAUUAACUGUGAACAUCUUAACAACUGGAUUUGCCAAAUACAAAAAGGAAAAACCUUACAACCAGAGCCAACACCGGCUCCUCAAGACAAUCCACCAGUCACUGAGGAUGGGUGGGUUAUUUACAAAGACUACCAGUAUUAUUUUAGCAAAGAGAAGGAAACCAUGGACAAUGCUCGAGCAUUCUGCAAGAGGAAUUUCGGUGAUCUCGUUUCUAUUAAAAGUGAAAGCGAAAAGAAGUUUCUAUGGAAAUAUAUAAACAGGAAUGGUGUGCAGACACCAUAUUUUAUUGGUUUAUUGAUCAGUUUGGAUAAGAAGUUUACUUGGAUGGAUGGAAGUAAAGUGGAUUAUGUGGCUUGGGCCACAGGUGAACCCAAUUUUGCAAAUGAGGAUGAAAACUGUGUAACCAUGUAUACAACUUCAGGGUUUUGGAAUGACAUUAACUGUGGCUAUCCAAAUGCCUUCAUUUGCCAGCGACACAACAGCAGCAUUAAUGCCACUGUUAUGCCUACUACGCCCCCCAGUCCAGGUGGCUGUAAAGAAGGUUGGAGUUGGUACAAUAACAAGUGUUUCAAAAUCUUUGGAUUUGCUGAAGAAGAAAGAAAAAAUUGGCAAGAGGCACGAAAAACUUGCAUCGGAUUCAAAGGAAAUUUGGUAUCCAUACGCAAUGAAAAAGAGCAAGCAUUUCUUACCCAUCUCAUGAAGGACUCCACUUUUAAUGCCUGGACUGGGCUGAAUGAUGUGAAUUCAGAGCACACGUUCCUUUGGACAGAUGGGCGAGGAGUUCAUUAUACAAACUGGGGGAAAGGUUACCCUGGUGGAAGAAGAAGCAGUCUUUCUUAUGAAGAUGCUGACUGUGUUGUUAUCAUUGGAGGCAAAUCAAGAGAUGCAGGAAUGUGGAUGGAUGAUACCUGUGACAGUAAGCGAGGCUAUAUAUGCCAGACUGAUCCUGAUCCUUCUUUGCCUUAUUCUCCAACACCAACCCCAAAGGGUGGCUUUAUUAAAUAUGGUGAAAGCAGCUAUUCACUCAUGAAAUUGAAGUUAACAUGGUAUGAUGCCGAGACAUAUUGCAAGAAUUCCAAUUCUCUCAUUUCUAGUAUUCUGGAUCCCUACAGCAAUGCAUUUGCAUGGAUGCAGAUGUAUGCGUUUAAUGUACCUGUGUGGAUUGCUCUGAACAGUAAUUUGACCAAUAAUGAAUAUGUUUGGACUGAUAAAUGGAGGAUGAGGUACACUAAUUGGGCAGCCGAUGAGCCAAAGAUGAAAUCAGCAUGUGUUUACCUAGAUGUUGAUGGUUACUGGAAGACAUCAAACUGCAACGAAAGUUUUUACUUUCUCUGCAAAAGAUCAGAUGAAAUACCUGCCACUGAACCCCCACAACUGCCUGGCAGAUGUCCAGAGUCAGAGCACUCUGCAUGGAUUCCUUUCCAUGGUCACUGCUACUAUAUUGAGUCUUCAUUUACAAGGAACUGGGGUCAAGCUUCUCUAGAGUGUCUUCGAAUGGGUUCCACUCUGGUUUCCAUUGAAAAUGCUGCUGAAUCCAGUUUUCUGUCAUAUCGGGUUGAACCUCUUAAAAGUAAAACCAAUUUUUGGAUAGGACUGUUCAGAAAUGUUGAAGGGAUGUGGCUCUGGAUAAACAACAAUCCAGUUUCCUUUGUCAACUGGAAUACUGGAGAUCCCUCUGGUGAACGAAAUGAUUGUGUAGCUGUAGACGCAUCUUCUGGGUUUUGGAAUAAUAUUCACUGUUCUUCCUACAAAGGAUAUAUUUGUAAAAGACCAAAAAGUAAAGUAAUUUUGGUUUCUCAAUAUGUUUAUAAUGGGAUAUUCAUGCCGAUGGAUUUGCAAAACUGCAAUCGAUUUGGACAGCCCAUUUACAAAGCCCUACUGUACAAGGGGAAAGGGUAUUGUGUGCUAUUGCAUAACCCUGUCUCUCUCUCCACUUGUUUCCUAAUGAUUUUAUUUAUAGCUGACUCAAGGAAGAUGGAACCUUCCAAACCAUCUUCCAACGUGGCAGGAGCUGUGGUCUUUGUGAUCCUCCUGAUUCUAGUGGGUGCUGGCAUUGCUGCCUAUUUCUUGUAUAAGAAAAGACGUGUGCACCUACCUCAAGAGGGUACCUUUGAGAACACUCUCUAUUUUAACAGCCAGUCCAGCCCAGGAACCAGUGAUAUGAAAGAUCUCAUGAGCAACAUUGAACAGAAUGAACACAUGGUCAUCUAGUAUCAUAAUGUGAUUUUGUUAUGUUUGAAUUUCAAAAAAUUUGUAACUAAAGUUUUAAAUUCUUCAACUCAAUGUGAUUGUUCCUUUUAAAAGUGUGUACUGUAUUAUAAUAAAUAAUCUGUUCUUUUUCUCUGCCUAA